Messenger RNA from Pyrus x bretschneideri (Chinese white pear), 489 nucleotides. RefSeq lists its product as uncharacterized. The transcript has a single exon. Gene Ontology annotation, molecular function: RNA-DNA hybrid ribonuclease activity; nucleic acid binding. The coding region runs from base 1 to 489 and encodes 162 amino acids. The record is from RefSeq and is a predicted model, not a curated record. Lineage: Eukaryota; Viridiplantae; Streptophyta; Magnoliopsida; Rosales; Rosaceae.
AUGGCAUUAUCAGAGUUCAGUUUGCAAUAUGUGCCACAAAAAGCUUUCAAAGGACAAGCUCUAGCCGAUUUUUUGGCCCAGCAACCUUCUCCAUAUGGUUUCGGGGGCGACGAAGUUGACCUCGGACUGGUCGAAACACGAGACAACUACUGGAUGAUGCACUUUGAUGGUUCUAGUACUUCGGCCUCGGCUGGUGUCGGCAUCAUCAUUCAAUCCCCCGACCACUACCGUUGGUAUUUCUCUCUCAAGCUAGACUUCAGUUGUACGAAUAAUCAGGCCGAGUAUAAGGCUCUUAUCAUCGGCCUUUACAUCUUUCAUGACUUAAGAGUAGCUCGCGUCUUUGUCCUUGGCGAUUCAGAACUUGUGAUUAACCAACUAAACGACGUUUUUCGUUGCAUGAUUUAUACUUUGGCACCCUAUCAUAUGGUUGCCAACUAUUUGGCCAAGUCAUUUGAGGGAAUUACAUUUGAGCAUAUUUUGUGUGUUUGA